AACAUAAUGGCGGGAAAUAAGUGGUGUGUGAUGGGUUGUGCUUUUUCUUUUUGUUAGUUUGCGAGUCUGAUUUGAUGGGAGUUUCUUAAUUGCAUUUAAUAUAAUUCUACAAGGAAGUUUUAAAUUCGAGGAAGUAUAUAUAGAAGUACUGGCGUCCUAUUUACUUUAGAAUAGUUAGCCAGCUCGCUAAAUAUGGAUAUUAAUGAAGGAGAAAAACAUAAUGCAGACUUUCACAUAGCAGACAUUUUGAUUGAAGUAUUUGAAGUGGCUAUUAAUUUAAUAUUAUAUGUCCGCAACAUUUAUCCAGAUGGUAUAUUUCAACGAUUUCAAAAGUAUAACAUCGGUGUUAUGAUGAGCACACAUCCAAAAGUUAAUGAAUAUAUCAAAGAUUUAUUAGAAACUAUAAAACCAUACAUUUCCAAGGGUGAAGUUGAGAAGAUUGUUGUACAAAUUACUAAUAAUAAUGGUGAUCCUGUGGAGAGGUUUUGUUUUGACAUGCAGAUUUCAUCUUCUGACAGCAAACAGUGUUAUUUUGACAUGGAAACACAUUUGAGAGCAUUACUGCUGAAACUUAACACUUGUGAAGCCAUGCUUAAGCCAUUGCCAAAAGGUAUCAGAUACUGCUCAUUUCAAGUAUUAGCAUAUACGAAACAAUCAGUUUUAAAGAAUAUGGAAGAAAAAUCUGAUUUUCAGAACUUUCCUUGGAUUGUAACUGAAAAUAAAUGCAGAAGUUCACCUGAUGACAACAUCAUUAUUCCAAUUCGUUCUUGUGCUACUGAAGUCUUUGUGUUACAAUGCUACGUAGAAGAACGACAACAGAAGCUCGAUGCUUAGAUCACCGAACGCUCGUAACCUUAAUGAUAUCGCAAAAGAUGAGAAGCAGAACGAAACUACAGAGUUUAGCAUCAAAUUGUAUUUACAAAUAAAACAAUAAAUUAAAGGCGUUUGUUGUCAUCCAUCACCAUGGAGAUUGCAUCA
Molecule: messenger RNA, 978 nt
Organism: Hydractinia symbiolongicarpus
Lineage: Eukaryota; Metazoa; Cnidaria; Hydrozoa; Anthoathecata; Hydractiniidae
Product: mitotic spindle assembly checkpoint protein MAD2B-like
Exons: 9
Coding region: 193-834 (213 amino acids)
Cellular component (GO): zeta DNA polymerase complex
Source: RefSeq, a predicted model, not a curated record